Messenger RNA from Fimicolochytrium jonesii, 597 nucleotides. RefSeq lists its product as uncharacterized. The transcript is spliced from 2 exons. The coding region runs from base 1 to 597 and encodes 198 amino acids. Lineage: Eukaryota; Fungi; Chytridiomycota; Chytridiomycetes; Spizellomycetales; Powellomycetaceae. The record is from RefSeq and is a predicted model, not a curated record.
AUGGCAGAAACAGCUUCCGUCCAGGUUGCGCGCCACGCCAACUGGAACAACUUCCUCCUGGGUGCCGUCGCCCAGUUUACGGCGCUUUCCGUCGUGCGCCGCGGCGCGAGCUUAGUGCUGCCUUCCACUGAGCACUUUGCCGUUACAUCGCCCUCCGUCUUCACCUUCGGAUACUCCUCAGCGAGCGUCUACAGCGCCUUGGACCCUCUUGGCGGCGUUUCACGUGUUCUCCUUAUCACCUUGGCCCUUGUGAACUUUGGUUUGAUCGCCGCAAAUGCCUUCAAUCUCUCAGUCCUCAUUACUCUUGGUCUGAAGACCGUCGGCUUGUCGAAGCAGCCCGUUUCGCAGCUGAAUCUGCUGCCCCUCGCCGCCGCCGCCCUGCACGCGAUAGAGAAUGUUCUCUUCCUCCUCGUGGUCAGCAUACCCGCCCACAGUACCUUCCUAGCUGGCCUAGCUGGUACUUUCGGUCUCUUCAAGGACAUAAUUGGACUCGGCGCCGUCGCCGUCGUUGCUGCUACUCUUCCCGUCAUGGUGUUUGAGUGGGUCAAGGCGAUUGGAAACGACGGCAGGCAACGGGUGGAGAUUAAGAGUCAGUAG